AAAGACAGGAACCCGAUCUAGACUCUGAUCCGGAUUCAUCGAACUAUUAAUCCGCUGAUCUGGAAAUAUAAAAGCCUACCGACAUCUCGACCUUCUGAACAGUUGCACUGCGACGCAUGAACAAUGUUGAAGGUUUUGUUAAUCCUGACAAUUCUGUGUGGUUCCGUUUUCACGGAGGAACCUACGGAAGAUACGAAGCAAAGGAAAAGAGGUAUCUUGGGCGGUAGCGACGGAUGGAUUGGUAUAUCGAAUCCAUAUUCUUACGGACACGGACAACCAUGGGCAGAUAAUCAUAAUCCAUGGAAAAGUAUUAAAUUCGCGAAUAUUAAUUUACAUCACGGAGGAUGGAACGGUUUUGGAAGUUAUGGAAAGGGAAGUUUCACUUUACCAUCCGGAACGGGCCAUGGACCAUUAGUGAAGACACUUCCUGUGUAUAUAACGAAACAUGUGGUCUUGGAAAAACCAGUUCCGGUUCCGGAACCAGUUUACAUAGAGAAACCGUAUCAUAUACCGGUAGAAAAGGUGAUUCCGGUACCGAUCGAGAAAAUUAUCCACAAGCCAGUACCUGUACCUGUACCAGUUCCACAGGCUGUUCCAAUCCCGGUGGAACACGCUGUACCAGUACCGGUGAAACAUCCCGUAGCAGUGCCAGUUCAUCAGCCUUAUCCAGUACCGGUGAAGCAAGGAAUACCGAUACCAGUACCAGUUCCGGUUCCGGUACACUCACCAUAUCCUCCGGUAUUAUCUGGUCCGUUCUACGGUAGAGGUUUUCCGGCCGGUCCCUUCUAUCCAUCGUUACACGGUCAAGCGCACUUUGAUCAUGGCUUUGUCGGGCAUGGUUAUGGUCAUGGAGUUGGUCAUGGCUUCGGUGUAGGCCAUGGCUAUGGUGGCCACGGUUACGGAGGUUAUGGCUAUGGUGGUCACGGCCAUGGAGGUCACGGCUAUGGCCAUGGCUAUGGCUAUGGAUACGGACCGUAUGGAUACGAUCACGCUCAUCAUUACGGUCAUGGUUUUGGUCACGAACGUAAAGAAAAACGAAGUAAAAAUUAGAGUAAAUCGUAAUAGGGAUGAUUACUAUUACUCUUCGUAUAGUUUCAAUUAAAAUGUUC
This is a messenger RNA of Vespula vulgaris, 1109 nucleotides long. RefSeq lists its product as uncharacterized. The coding region runs from base 124 to 1050 and encodes 308 amino acids. The transcript has 4 exons. NCBI's taxonomy places the organism in Eukaryota, Metazoa, Arthropoda, Insecta, Hymenoptera, Vespidae. The record is from RefSeq and is a predicted model, not a curated record.